AAAAGACAUAAUUUUUAUAAAAUUAAAUUGCAUGAUGAGAGUAGUUCUGCUAACAUUGUUGCUAUUAACUUGAGUCUUUCAGAUAUUAUUUGUACUACCAAUUGUUAUUACCUGUGUGAUAUUUACAACAUGGACAAGACAGAAGUGCUUCUGUUACCAAAAAAUACAAUAUCAAAAAUACAACCUAUAGAUGCUAGUAUAAUCACAUCCUUUAAGCUCUAUUAUUAUCACUUACAACUUCAGCAUACAAUAGACCAUGAUGAAGCUAGGGAACAAGAUAUUUACAAA
Messenger RNA from Dentiscutata heterogama, 288 nucleotides. The record is from the annotation of a GenBank genome assembly. Lineage: Eukaryota; Fungi; Glomeromycota; Glomeromycetes; Diversisporales; Gigasporaceae.